Molecule: messenger RNA, 570 nt
Organism: Eremothecium cymbalariae DBVPG#7215
Lineage: Eukaryota; Fungi; Ascomycota; Saccharomycetes; Saccharomycetales; Saccharomycetaceae
Gene: FCF1
Product: rRNA-processing protein FCF1
Exons: 1
Coding region: 1-570 (189 amino acids)
Cellular component (GO): small-subunit processome; nucleolus
Source: RefSeq, a predicted model, not a curated record
AUGGGUAGAGCCAAGAAAACAAGAAAAUUUGCAUUAGUGAAGCGUACUAUAAAUGCUAAGAAUGACGCUAGAAUAAAGGCAAAUGCAGAGAAGGAAUCAAAAAAGGAAGAUCCAGAAUUAACCAAGCAUGUUCCACAAGUAUCCAGUGCAUUAUUUUUCCAAUACAACCAAGCUAUUAAACCACCUUAUCAAGUUUUGAUCGAUACUAAUUUCAUCAAUUUUUCGAUUCAGAAGAAGAUAGAUAUAGUGCGAGGAAUGAUGGAUUGCUUGCUCGCAAAAUGUGUUCCAUUGAUUACUGAUUGUGUGAUGGCGGAAUUAGAAAAGCUUGGGCCGAAAUAUAGGAUUGCCUUAAAAUUAGCACGGGAUCCAAGAAUAAAGAGACUGACUUGUUCUCAUAGGGGCACGUAUGCUGAUGACUGUCUGGUUAAUCGUGUACUUCAGCAUAAGUGUUACAUAGUAGCGACGAACGAUGCGGGACUAAAGCAGAGAAUUAGAAAGGUGCCAGGUAUUCCGUUGCUGAGUGUUGGUGGGCAUUCUUAUGUAAUUGAAAAGCUUCCUGACGUUUUCUAG